AUGACAUCCUCAAUUGAUGAUGAAAUCUUGGGUGAAGAUGUUACAGAGCAGGAAGAGGGUGCUCAAAGCAGCCCGACUGAUGGUUCUAAACCGCCGCCGUACAAGUCUUUUCGAAAGAAGUAUCGCAAAAUGCGAAUAAAGUUCGACGAAGCCAUGCGCCGAAGUAAUUCAUUAUUCAUGGAGGAGCAGUUGGCAGGUGAAACUGCAAAGAAGUUGGCGCAAGAGAAUGAUCGACUGAUGGAUUUACUUCUCGAUAUAAAUAAUUCAGCACAAUUACCCGCCGAUAAGCGCAUAGAUUUGAGUAUUGGUGGACCUGCUCUGGCACAUGUCCCUGCUCUAGUCACAAAAGAAGAACUCGCAAAAGCCGCCGAUGAUGUAUCACCCGAAGGUCAAGCUAUCUAUAAAGAAGUCCAAGAAUUAUUGAAAGACAGAGAUGGCACGAAUACUACAGUCAAGCCAACGAAAUCUCUCGCGCAACUUAUCGCGACCGUCCCACAUGUCUCCUUGAUGAAUCCUCACGUCUCUAGUCAAUCCAUAAAUGAUUUCAAACCCCCUCCUGGCAAAAAGUAUCCCAUCGGCUAUUUGUCUGCCGAAGAUAUGGAUAAUUACCUUUACGAAGUUGACGCCUCAAUUGGCUUCGCCCCCGCCCUCGCAACUAUCGUCUACCCCCCUACGAUGCAAGAUGUUACCCUCAAGAACCCCCAUAGUGUUCUCAACUGGCUUCGUCGUCAUGAACCCAAGAUCUUCCUCCAAGACGGCGAAGGUCCCACCGAAAAGAUAAACACCAAACCUGGUGCCCUUCGUGGAGCAGGAAAACGAGCUGCUAUCCCCGCACCCAGUCGUCUUGAUUCCCUAGAAAUUGUCGAAGAAGAUGGUCUUGGCUACGAUACUACAUUAAGUGGACCGGCCGGUUCUAAAAUCAAACGCAAGCGAGAUCCUGAGGAUGAUGGCGGAUAUACACCCAAAUCUGGUAAUCCAAUCAAUAAAACCAAAAGACAAAGACCAUCGAAGAGAAAGUCUGACACUGGCGAGCCAACCGCUCCCUCAAGUUCCAGAAAGAGUAAAUCGAGAGCGAAGAAUUCAUCUCCCAUUGAUACGGGUCCAGCACCUCAUCCAUUCGGUCCAAUUGAUUAA
Molecule: messenger RNA, 1134 nt
Organism: Sclerotinia borealis F-4128
Lineage: Eukaryota; Fungi; Ascomycota; Leotiomycetes; Helotiales; Sclerotiniaceae
Source: the annotation of a GenBank genome assembly